AUGUUUGUGGAAUUGGAAACUUUUAUCACUCCAGUGGUUGAACAAAAGGAUAAAAUUCUAUAUCAUAAUUUCACUGAAUUUAAUAUUAUGAAAAAAGAAUUUGAAUUAUUUGGUUAUGUACAACCAACUAAUCUUAAAGAAUGGAAUUGCGUGGUUAAAUUAAACGAAAUUGAGAUAACUCUUUUUUAUUUAAUCACAACCAUUUUAUUUUUUGGUCAUAUUUCACUCCAUAUAUUUUAUAUUUGUGGAUGGUUUACCGGGUACAAUGAAUUUUUGAAAACUUUACAAAAUUAUCGUGAAACAAUGUCGAUGCAAGAAAUUAAUUCAAUAGGUGAAGAUAUGUACGCUCAAGAAACUAUUUUGUCUACGGGUCAUAUUACACGAAGUAAUACUUCUAUAACUCAUGAAAUUUUUAAUACAAGUUUUGAUAUGUCAAAUCCAUCAUUAAAUUAUGAGGAAUUAACCAAUUCAAAUGAUGAUAAAAAAUUUCAGAACGACAUUUAUUUUAAGGAUAAUAUAGAAAAUUUUACACAUUUCACUCCCUCAAUUGAUGACAAUGCUACAGCUAGUCAAUUGUUGGAAUUAUUAAGGGAAAAAUCUCAUUCUACAAUUGUUGAUGAUGAUUUAUUUUCUACCCAAGUUACUACUUGUAACCAAGAAUAUCAAAAAGAAUAUACGACAAAUACUAACAAUCAAGAUUCAAAUGCUUUCACUUCCGAGGAUGAUUUACCUCAAAGUCCAAAAGAAUAUUUAGGCGGACCUUAUGUUGAAAAAGUACUGAUUUGGUCUGCAGCUCAAGGAUGGGAAGCAAAGCAGCGUGCACCUUGGCAUUGGAUUCAUACCAUUGGAACAGGGUUUGAUAUUUUGGUUCAUAUGGUAUUUGUUAUGUGGCAUGUAAAGGUUUUAAAUAGUUUGUGA
Cetraspora pellucida is the source of this 918-nucleotide messenger RNA. Lineage: Eukaryota; Fungi; Glomeromycota; Glomeromycetes; Diversisporales; Gigasporaceae. The record is from the annotation of a GenBank genome assembly.